Messenger RNA from Rhipicephalus sanguineus (brown dog tick), 5013 nucleotides. Its product is annotated as acid sphingomyelinase-like phosphodiesterase 3b. Bases 161 to 1768 code for a protein of 535 amino acids. Gene Ontology annotation, molecular function: hydrolase activity. NCBI's taxonomy places the organism in Eukaryota, Metazoa, Arthropoda, Arachnida, Ixodida, Ixodidae. The record is from RefSeq and is a predicted model, not a curated record. The transcript is spliced from 7 exons.
AAAAUCAUGACUUCCUAGCCUCCAAAACGUGUAGGGCGCCGUACGCGCUGCUCGAUGACCUGUGUCGUGGCCUUUUUACGCCAGCUGUUGCUAGAGUCUGCGCCUUUGCGCGGCUUCGCCGCGCGGGGUGGUGGUGCUGAAGUACGGCGAGAGUUGGCGCAUGGCCAAAAUAUUUGUCAGUCGACAAACAAGUCGACUACGGCGGUUCAUCGUCGGUGCCGCUGUGAGGAAUACAAUGGCAAUCAGAGCUGUGCUCCUGCUGUUUUUCUGCGUCGCGUUGGUGCGGCUUGCGUCUACAGUGUACGUGACAAGACCUCAAGACGAUGUUGGCUACUUCUGGCAUGUGACUGACUUCCAUGUGGACAAGGACUACACGACAAGAGGAAGUCGUGACCAGGCAUGCCACCUUGUCGCCAACCAUACUAUCUUGGAUGACAUUGGGGCGUAUGGUGACUUCCUUUGUGAUGCUCCAAAACUGCUGGCUCAGUCGGCCGUUGAGGCCAUGGAACGGAUACAUCCUUCAACAGAUUUUGUGCUGUGGACAGGUGACAACCUGCCUCACGUGAGCGGCGUCACUUGGGCCGACAUGUACAACGAGACACGCUACAUCGGAGAGCUCCUGUGGCACUGGGUACAGCGACACAAGUCAUUCGUUGUGCCCACCUUGGGGAACCAUGACUGGGUUCCGGCAAACGCUAUGGAGGCUAAGAACAAUACCCUCUACCGAGCCUUCCUUACCCAUGGUGGCUUCAACCAGUUGCUCCCAGAGGAUGCCUGGGCAACAUUUGAACAAGGCGGCUACUACAGCCGACAGCUGUCCAACAAAAUCCGGCUGGUGUGCCUCAACUCGGUCCUGUGGUACUCGUCAAACAAGGGGGAGCGACCGGGACCCAGUGACCCCCAGAUGGCCUGGCUGCGAGACCAACUGCACGACGCUCAUCAACAAGGACAAAAGGUAUUCAUAUCGGGUCACGUUGGACCGGGCUACUACAGCCGCUCCCUUGUUGGUCAGCCUGCGUCCAUGGUCUUCUUUGAGGACAUCAACGAGAGGUACCAGGACCUGAUCGCUCAGUACAAGGACAUUGUGGCUGGGCAGUUCUUUGGCCACCAGCACAUGAAUGCUUUUGUCAUCAUUUCAGACAAGAAUGGCUCGCCGGUCAGCUCGAUGCAUCUGGGUGGGUCAGUGACUCCAUGGGGCAGUAAGGAUCCUGUCUACCGCACUCUCUCCGAGCCCACAAACCCCUGCGUGCGACUGUACACGUAUCGCCGAUCUACUGGAGAACUUCUUGACUACAGCGUCUACUAUCUCGACCUGGACAAGGCCAAUGCAGCUGCUGCUUCUCAGCAACAGGCCGAGUGGGAGUUCCUGUACUCGGCUAGCAAGGAGUUUGGGCAGCGGGAUCUCAGCACGGCAUCUAUGGUGGAGUUGGCGCACCGACUUACCACCUCGCCAGAACUACUCUCUCGGUACAUCAACCUCAGCUCAGCACUCAAGGACACCAGCCCGUGCGAUGCCACCUGCCGUCAGACAAUGCUCUGCGCCAUUCUGGGAUCCCGCCAUGAUUCGCACACUGCCUGCCUUUCCCAGGAAAGCAAAGUUCACACUCUUGCCGUGCAGACGGAUGACCAUGGCAGGAGCACCACAACUGUUCGUGACGUGCUUGUCGGCCUGUCGGUGUCUAUUGUAAUUGUGGCAGGCAUCGUGCUUGUGGUGCGUGCCAAAAGGGCACGCAUGAUGCAGGGACCACGCUACGGACGCUUCAGGUGAUGCGUACGCAGCAGUAGACUGUUGAGGUUUGUGUUUUGUUGUUACCGCGCCUGUUGGAAGCCUUCAAAGUUGCACUCCUAUUGCUGCUGACAUCGCGGCUUCUGAUCAAGUUUGCCUGUGUCUUGGUCAUUUAAAACAUCCGUGUUGGAUUCAUUGCUACAUUUGUGCUGGACAUUUAUUAGCUAAGGUCUUUUCCUUGGCACGUUGGCAGUAUGCUACUCUUUUUUAGAUGGGAUAUUGUGGUGCACUGGUAUGUUGCAAAUGCUUGUGUGUGUACUAGCUGAAGGGAAGUGAACCUUCUGGAACUGUGAUCAAGCGAAGAGUGAUAUGAUAUUGGCUCACCUUUGCCAGCUUACUUGCCAACAUUGUAGUUGAAAGGCAUGCAGACAUUUUAAUUCACAUUUAUUAUGGCUGCAUUUUUUGGGGACAAUUUCUGGAGUGAUGUUUUGAUUUCAUGAUAUAUUUUUCUAGAUUAGUAGCAUGUGGUUGUGUGCUUUGUACAGCCUGGCUACUUAAGAAUAAUGUUUGCAAAUCCCAGCAUCCACGACCAGCUUAUUAUUAUUAUUAUUAUUAUUAUUUUAUUAUUGACCUUUGUUUUGAGAAUUCAGUAACUAGAAAAUUAUGUGUAAAAGGACAAAAGUAUAGAAGUAAGGUUAUUGCAAAGAAAAAUUCAAGCAGUAUAGUAUGUAUAUUAAGAUCUUGCUAUAACGAAGGAGGCCGUAUUAACGAACAUUGGAAAAGUUUCUAGUGGAAAGCCUAUUCUUCAAUGUAAAAAUAUUUCAAUAUACUAGUGAUUUCAAGACACUAAGUAUUUCAAAGUAAUUGCUGAAAUUGGAUGAUUUCUUGGGUUAGUAGCACUUCAUUGUAAUGAACUUGUAAUACAAAAUAUCGUGCACAUUUAAGAGAUAUGUAUCUGUAAGAAAUUUAGAUACCCCACCAUCAGUAGCAGGUGUUGCUGGAUAGCUGUGAUUGAAAAUUUGUGCCAGCCCUAUCACCAUUGACACAUUUCAUAAUUCACUGUCAGGAUGAUUUUGAAUAUUGUAAAGAUAAAUUCCCAGUGAAAAGGGGGCAUGCAUUGCUACCUGAAUGUGUUAUCAAUAAGCAGGUCGAUAGAGUUCAUGGAUGCUUCAAGGUUUUAGUAGCAUUUGAAUAGGCAACACAAGGUAAUGCAAACAAUGCAAGUGUUCACAUGCACUUUCUGACAGCCACUGGCAUUAUUGGUCGGCUUGGAUGUAGCGAGCAUAACAGCUUGACGCAUGCUAUCUACACUUUGAAGAAAACACACUGCCGCUUGUUUCAUAUGUGACAGUCGGUGUGCAGUUAAGAAUCGGCAUGGCAUGAUUGCUGUCGUCGUGCACCGUGGCAUUCUAUCCCACUGCAGAUGGAAUAUGCCAGAAGCUGCGCAAUGCGAUGACACUGCUGGUUUGAUGCAUGGACAUACAGUCGGGCACAUGUGCGUCUGGUGUUCAGAUACCGAGCUGUGUCUGCCCCAAGUGUAGAUGACGUCACAUAAAUGUACAUUCUCACUCUUAUUUUGAGGUGACCUUGUCAUCUGAUUAACUAAACAUAUUUGUGGAUGUGCUGCUGCUUUUAUGUGUUGGCGGUUCCUCUUGUUCAAGUUAGUUUCUGAUGCCAAUUUGCGUAUUUUUGAUUGAAUACAGGGAUGCAACAGCUGCGCCAAUUGCGCCAUUUUGAUACAAUUUCAUUUUUCUUCGCCGAGCUGCGCCAAAACGCCCCCGGUAAAAGCAAAACUUUUCGGUUGCGCUAGUUUUAGCCUCGUUUUAACGCAAAACGAAGCCCGUAUUGGCGACCUAAUGUUGAAAGAAGCACCAGAGGCACUUUCAUCCAAUCCAAUUCGACCCAGUGGCGCUUGACUCAAACAGGACGUUAAUCUGUUCCGGUGUGUUUGCUGGUGGGCCGGUGGGCGUAAAUGAAGUUUUUACUGCUGGUUCAAACGCUGCUUUACAGGGUCAUUCAGCAUGAGCAAAGGUGAACGCCCAUUUAUGUGGAAGCACCGCAUAAAGAAAGUUAACUGACAAACGAGCCGUUUAACACGUGCUGCAAAUCUUAGUGGGGAUGUCGUUAUUGUUUGGUGGAAUCCGGUUCAACGUUGCCUUUGUUCAAAUAGCAGUACUCACGUGCACGAAUUCGCGGGUUGUAUACGGUAAAGUCUUUUUAAAUCUACUGACGAGUAAUGAACUGCAGUAGGGUACGGAUUUGGGCUGGUUGGUGCAUGACUUCAAGUAGAAAACAGCGCUACGAGACGGGACAAAGAAAGGGCACAAACACGGCGCUGACUAUCAACCAAAUGUGCUUUAUUCCAUCAGUCCGCAUGUUUAUACUCCACCAUAGUCAUGGUGGAGUAUAAAUAUGCGGACUGGUGGAAUAAAAGCACAUUUGGUUGAUAGGAGUAUAAAUAUGCGGACUGGUGGAAUAAAAGCACAUUUGGUUGAUAGUCAGCGCCGUGUUUGUGCCCUUUCUUUGUCCCGUCUCGUAGCGCUGUUUUCUACUUGAUGACGAGUAAAGUUUUGCUUAGAGAAGUACUACACGCGAAAACACUGACCGCCUUAGCCGAAAGAGUUCAUCAAGGUACUUGCUCCCCCCCGGUCGCGGUGAGGCCGACACCACAAUGUGCCGAAAAAGGCCUUCCGUUUUUUUGGAAAUGUGGACAUUGGUCGACUAAUCAUUUAGACGGCGACGCGAGUGCGGUCACCGCUUUCCUGGUGCGAAUGCUUCAUGGCAGAUACCAACGAGCACGUCAGUACAAGUUAUCGCCAGCAACCUUAUCGCAAUCAGGAUCUUUAUAUCUGCUCAGUAGCACGUGCGGCAUAGCGCUAUUGGUACUAUACUGUUAAUAUAUUGCACGCAUAAUAUAGGCGACGAACCCAAGUAUGCCGUUGGCUGACGCCACCUGAGCGGAAACGCAGAUUGCGUGUCACUUGCAGAAACGAAAGCAGCUCACCAUUGUUAACCCAAUGAAAUCUUUGCCGUAUCCCUACAUGCGGUCACGAGCGGAGCGGGUAGGAAUACUCCUCGGGAAAAGCUGUCGUACGGUAGAGCACGCGUCCGACCCGUGAGUGAUGGUGUCAGCUUUGUUGGAGACGCGCUGCACGAAACUAGGAAGGGUUCGGCUCUACGCGGCGACAGGCACUGCGUUCAAUGAAACGAUGCCGACUUUCGCUGUGCAUAGCUCCCUCCCUCCCUCCCUCCCUCCCUUUCUCUCUCUCUCUCUCUCUCUCUCUCUC